Phascolarctos cinereus (koala) is the source of this 1291-nucleotide messenger RNA. Lineage: Eukaryota; Metazoa; Chordata; Mammalia; Diprotodontia; Phascolarctidae. The record is from RefSeq and is a predicted model, not a curated record.
UCCGCGAGGUGAAGGGUGAAAGUUGUGAAGAAGGUGAAGCCGCGUCGGGGCUGCAGGUUCUGCGGAGAGAAGAGCCCUCGGGGCCGGGCCUGACAGGCCUCCGUUCUUAUCCUUAACCUCCCAUGGAAGUCAACAUGGGGGAGAAAGCAGAAGAUUCUGGGCCUCCGGAGGACUUGUUCAAUGGUUUAAAGAUUACUGAUCCCCAGAAAUCAGAGUGUGCUAGCCCCCUGGUGUCUAGUGUAAAAGAUGAGUAUAUUCACAGCAAAGUACCAAAGGAUGUUCAGGACCAGGGAGAAGAUGAGUGCUUUCAUGACUGUAAUGACUCAUUUGAAGACAAGGAGGAUGCGAGAGUGGAAGAGCCAACAGACAAACUGGGUGAUGAUGUGAAUCCCUCAGAACUAGAGGAAGAAUACUUACUGAGACUGGAAAAAGAUAUGCCAGAUGAGGAGAAACAGAAAAGAAGAGAGGAGAGCACCAGACUAAAGGAGGAAGGGAAUGAACAGUUUAAGAAAGGAGAAUAUGUAGAAGCAGAAAGUUCUUAUAGCCGAGCCAUUCAGACUUGCCCUGCCUGCUAUCAAAAAGACAGAUCAGUUCUGUUUUCAAACCGAGCUGCUGCAAGGAUGAAACAGGACAAAAAAGAUGCUGCUAUCAAUGACUGUAGCAAAGCAAUUGAAUUAAAUCCCAGUUAUAUCAGGGCAAUAUUGAGGAGAGCAGAAUUAUAUGAGAAAACCGACAAGCUAGAUGAAGCCCUAGAAGAUUACAAAUCUGUUCUAGAAAAAGAUCCAUCAAUAUACCAAGCUGGAGAAGCUUGUAUGAGAUUACCUAAGCAAAUUGAAGAACGGAACGAAAAACUGAAGGCAGAGAUGUUAGGUAAAUUAAAAGAUCUUGGGAACUUGGUUCUCCGGCCUUUUGGACUAUCCACAGAAAACUUCCAGAUCAAGCAAGAUUCCUCAUCUGGUUCCUACUCUAUUAAUUUCGUUCAAAAUCCAAAUAAUAACAACAGAUAACCUACUGCCCUUGAUGCCCUCUGCACGUCAUUUGUCCUUUUCUCUGAGGAGGCCUGCAAAGCAAGGCUGACCCCUGAGCAGCACAAAGCUAUUCGCUCUUGUUCAGUCCCAGGAAACAGCUCCUUGAGAAUCAACCGGGCCUGUCUAAAAGAGUGGAAGUGAUUGGUUUCCCAUCAUCCCUUCCUCCCCUCCACCAUUUUCUCUCCAAAUGCACUGCCAAAGCUCUUGUGAUCUCCAAUAUUUUAUUAUCUCUCCUUGUGGUAAUAAAGGCUUUCUGUGACUUA